AUGACAACGGAGACUGAGAGUUCGCACUUGACACAGUCGUCGUCGUCGUCGUCAUCAUCAUCAUCAUCAUCUUUACCUCCUCCGAAACCUCAAAAUCCAGUCGAUCAUCUGAAAUCCAACGAUUCAUCAACACAAGGUCUUCAAAACGGAAUGGAUUCUAUUCAAAACCUACAUGAGGGAAUGAAUGAUAAAGGAUUUCAGAUUUCGCUUUCUGAUGACUUUUACAGUUGCGUUGUUUUCAACAUAACUAAACUUAAGAAAAUACUACUCAGCUGCUUUAACCUAUACGAACCCGAUAAUAUAGCAAGAGAAGCCAACGAAGAGCUGAGCAAAGCACAAGCUACUACAGAGUCUAACCAUGUUUACCAAUCUAUCCCUUGUGGUGAACAAAUUCAAAGUUUAUCUUCCACUUUUCCGCCUCAGCAGACUGAUGGAGGAUUCGAGGCAUUGAGUAAGAACUUCAAGCAAUGCGAGAUAUGGAAUGGUCCUCAAGGAAACAACAAUCAAGAAGAUCAAAUUGUUAAUACUAUUGAAGGAUCUGCUUACAUGAUCCCCCGCAAGCCCUUUGAUCCUAUCGGAAGACCUUUCAAUCCGUUUGGCCCUAUCGAGCGACCCAUCCCACGUUUGUCCUCUAGUUCUGAACUAGCAGAUUUGGGAUUUGCGUAA
Molecule: messenger RNA, 666 nt
Organism: Brassica napus (rape)
Lineage: Eukaryota; Viridiplantae; Streptophyta; Magnoliopsida; Brassicales; Brassicaceae
Exons: 4
Coding region: 1-666 (221 amino acids)
Source: RefSeq, a predicted model, not a curated record